This is a messenger RNA of Iphiclides podalirius (scarce swallowtail), 273 nucleotides long. The record is from the annotation of a GenBank genome assembly. NCBI's taxonomy places the organism in Eukaryota, Metazoa, Arthropoda, Insecta, Lepidoptera, Papilionidae.
AUGAAGAGUCGUAACGAUGUCCUUCUCCGUAUGUCCGAUGACCCGAAUGGCGUAGUGGGUAGUGUACCUGCGUCCUGCGUCAGAGGCGCUGGCAGCUUGCCGGACUCCGUACGGCGGGCGGACGCAAAAAUCGGACCGGAGCGGCCGCGUGCUACGCUAUUAUUAGCCGUGUCCCCGCAACGCACCUUCAGGGACGCGAGAAACCAACUAGAAGUACCGAACCCCGUACCAGAAACGCAAGAGCGCGAACCCGAACCAACGGACCGCCGGGCC